Paramecium sonneborni is the source of this 2637-nucleotide messenger RNA. The record is from the annotation of a GenBank genome assembly. Lineage: Eukaryota; Ciliophora; Oligohymenophorea; Peniculida; Parameciidae.
UAUUUAUUAUGAUAAAAUCUGUAAAGUGUAUAAAAUGUUUAUAGGAUGUAAAGGAGAAUGCAUCUUAUAAAGCAAAAUGUGGUCAUCUAUAUUGCAAUAAAUGUAUUGAUCAAAUAACAGCAGAAGGAGGUGCAAAUUGUUUAGAUAAAUAAUGUUCUUAUUUCCUAAACAUAUCUGAUUUAAUGAAUAGACAAUUCUAAAAAUUAUCUGGUAGUAAUUAAAUGGUGUUUGGAAAAUAGGUAUAAAUGUUUUCAGGAGAUCCUAAAAAGAUGAGUAAAAUAAAUUUAUUAUUAUAGCAUCACCAUCCCAAUAGAAUAAAGCAACUGUUAAAUAGAAUAAUUAAAAUACUAAUACACCUAUUAAACAAUAGAAGAAUACUUAGCCUAGAUAAUCAUUUUAAGAUCGAUCUCCAAUUCCAAUACAAAACAAAUCAAAAUCUUAAAUGUAGAAAUAAACUGAUAGGGUUUUGAAAUAGUAAUUAAGUACAUAGAUGAUUCAAUAGUAAUAAUAAUAAAAUAAUAAAGAUAAUAAACUUAAGUACAUCAAUAAAAGUAGCCAUAAUAAAAUUUGCAAUCACCAAAACAAUAAUAAUAAAAAGUAGGUUUGUAAUUACCUAAACAAUAGAUACAAUAGAAUAUUUAAAAUUAAAUACAAAAAUAAGAAGUUAAAAUUAAUAUUGAAGAUAAAAUGACUGAAUCUAUCUCUUAUAAAUGUGAUUAUUGUAAUUCAAAUAAUAGUGGAUUAUUUCAUAAUGAAAUCUGUGAUCAUAGAUUAUGUUAUCAUUGUAUUUCAAAAUAUUAUGAUGAUUAUUGUGUUUGUUUUGUUAAAGAUUGUGGAUGGUAAAUUAAUUAAGAAUAAUUAAAUGAUUUUAUGUUAACAUAUGUUAAAUUUCAAUUAGGAGAAGUUGAAGAACUUAAACUAAAAAGAUAAUAAUCUUCAACUGAUUAAUAAGAUAUUUUAGUGAGUAAAUUUUAAUUUGAAGAAGUAACAUUAUAACAUAUGUAAAUUUCUAAUAUGAAUGAAUUUAUUAAAACUUUUGAUGAACUUAAAAUUAAAGAAAAAAAUUAUAUUGAUCUUAGAUUCGGUCCUAAUGAAAAAAGUGUAGGUUCUAAUUAUUGUGUUAGUUGGGAAAGAUUAUAUUCAAUAUUCAAUGGAGAUUACUAAUUUUUUGCUAAAGCCAAUGAUAAUAAAAGAUUUGGUUUAGGAAAAUAUAUUGGUCCUCAAGAUAUUAUUCAAGGAUCAUUAGGAAAUUGUUAUUUAUUAGCAUCAAUAUCUGCAUUAGGAAAUAGAAGACCUGAUUUAUUAUUAGAUGUAUUUAUAACAAGAGCUAUAAAUGAAUAAGGAAUAUAUUGUGUUAGAUUAUGUAUAGAUGGAUUAUGGAAAGCCAUAUAUGUAGAUGAUUAUUUUCCAGUUUAUCCAAAUUUAUGUCCUGUAUUUACUAAAGCAAAGAAUAAUGCUAUUUGGGUUAUGAUAUUAGAAAAAGCUUGGGCUAAAUUAUUUGGAUCAUAUUAAAAUAGUUCAUCAGGUUCAAUGUAAGAAGUAUUAAGAGCUUUAACAGGAGCACCAACAGAAGUUAUUUGGACUUAAUCACCUGAUUUUAUACAUCAAUUAAGAAAAUGUUUAGCUAAUAAAGUUAUUAUGGUAGCAGCUACAUAAAAUAGUGAUGUUUAACCUAUUACAUAAGGUUUAGUACCUAAUCAUGCUUAUUCUGUUCUUAAAAUAAAAUAAAUCAAUCAUCCAAAAAAAGGAUAAGUUGAACUUAUUAAAUUAAGAAAUCCUUGGGGAAAAAAAGAAUGGACUGGUGAUUGGGGAUAAGAUAGUUCAUUAUGGACUCCUUAAUUAAGAUAAGAACUUAAAUUAGAUAAUGAAGAUUCUGGUGUAUUUUAUAUGGAUAUUGGAUCAUUUAUUUAGUAAUUUAGAGAUAUACAUACUUGUCAUGUUAAAUAAAAUUAUUAAUAUUCUGCUACUUAAAUAAAAUCAAAUAAAAAAAGAGCUGUCUAUUAUUCAUUUAAUAUUAGUAAGGAAGGAGAUUAUUAUAUUACAAUGAAUUAAAGAAAUUAAAGAUGGACAGGAAAUCCAAAAUAUAGUUAUUCUAAAUUACUUAUUUGCAAAAAAGAAGAUAAUAAUACUUAUACUUAUAUCAAUGGUAAAUUUACUUAAUUUGGAGAAGUAUGGUGUAAAUGCACUUUUACUAAAGGAGAAUAUAUAAUUUUUGCUAAAGUAAUUUGGGAACAUCAUUAAGACUUUUUUUUUGUAAUUUCCUCAUAUGGAGUAGAAAAAUUAGAAUUUAAAUAAGUGAAAAAGAUUCCUAAUAUGCUUGCAAGUGCGUUUAUUAAAAAAGGACUUGUAUAAUAACCUAAAAGAAGUUAUGAUACUAUGGGAUAACCCAAAAUUUAAAGUUGUUAUAAUUUAGAUAGAUUAGAUGGAUGGGGUUAUUAUUUUAUUGAUAAUUAAUCUAAUGUUAAAUUAAUAAGCAAAAUAUCAUUUCAUAAAUUUUAUGGUCUUAAAUUUUGUAAGCCUUACAGAGGUGUCACACUCAAUAUUGAAUUACCUCCUGGAAAAUAAUUUAUUGCUCUUAUCAAAGUUUUAUCAGGUUAUGAAAUAGAAUUUACUUAAAAGGUUCAAUUUUAAUAAUGA